Penicillium riverlandense is the source of this 816-nucleotide messenger RNA. RefSeq lists its product as uncharacterized. The transcript is spliced from 3 exons. Lineage: Eukaryota; Fungi; Ascomycota; Eurotiomycetes; Eurotiales; Aspergillaceae. The record is from RefSeq and is a predicted model, not a curated record. The coding region runs from base 1 to 816 and encodes 271 amino acids.
AUGGUGCCUGACCAGCCUGGUGCACUUUCGGGGGCGAUCCCACAUGGUGCGUUGUUACGAGCGGUCGAAGACGAUGCCCCUACAUCGAAGACGUCGACAGACUUCCUAUGGGUGGGCCCAGAUGAGGAUCCUCAAGACCGCACUGCUGCUCGGGCCAAACAAGCGUUUAUAAGGACACGAUAUCACCGACGGAAAAAGGAAACCCAACUGCAGAACUUGAAGUCUUCCGUGAAACCCUUUCCGACCGAGAACCGCCUUGUACGCUCUCAAGAAGCUCUUGUUCCUGUCGCAUAUACGCCGGUAUUGGGACAAGCCACCAACUUGGACGUUUUAGACGGUGUUCUUUCUUUGUCUCUUCGCACAGACCAAAAUACGAACCUGUAUUUCCACCACUUCAAGUUCUAUGCAUCAAAAGCAUACCUUCCUCUAUAUUCGGACGGGCUAAAAAUGUCGCUUCUGCAGAUGGCCUUUGCUGAGCCAGCCACGUUGAAAACCUUCUUAUCAAUCGCCGCGUUCCAUCGGGCUAUUGGCCUCUCGCUCCGUGAUGCGUCUCCACAAACUGUCCAAAAGUCCGUUCAAGAUGGUCUCCAGCUGCGGGGUGAAGCCAUCAAAUCACUCCGGCAGGUAAUCGGCCGGCCAUCCUAUCGUUAUUCAGAGGCCAUACUCAUGGCCAUGGUACAUCUCCUUUAUAUCGAAGGUGCCGAAGGCAAUGUGGAAGCAGUCGAUGCCCACAUGAAAGGUCUGAAAAGGAUGAUUGAAGCUCAAGGGGGCAUUGACAAACUAGGAUAUCGCGCAGAAACUCUAGUAUACUGGUAG